AUGUUUUGGGGGGAUCCAUUGUGGAGUGCCAGACUUUUGCACACAGACCCUGAAGCGAUUAAAGAUGCCCAUUACAGAUUUCUUCUCAGCGGCAGCAAUGUCAUAUCCACUGCCACAUACCAGGCUAGUGUGGAAGGAUUUGUCCAACACUUAGGAGUGACCUGUGACCGGGCCAGAGAGCUGCUGAUGUCUGGUGUCCAUCUGGCAAAAGACGCAUUGCAGAAAUUUCAAUCUGAAAAUAAAGAUGAGCCGAGACAUGGAUCGGUGGCUGGCUCUAUUGGACCGUAUGGCGCCUUUCUUCACGAUGGAUCUGAAUACACAGGGGACUAUGCUGUAAACAUGAACGUGGAGGAUCUGAUGUCGUGGCACCGUCCUCAGUUGGCGUGUUUGACCGCAGCAGGAGCAGACAUCAUCGCCUUUGAGACGAUUCCCAGUGUUAGAGAAGCCGAGGCUCUGGUUCAGCUGCUGAGAGAGUUCCCCAACACCAACGCCUGGCUCUCCUUCUCCUGCAAGGAUGAGAAGUGCAUUUCGGACGGUAGCCUGUUUUCCGGAGCGGUUCAGGUGGCUCUGAAAAACCCCCAGAUUGUGGCUGUGGGAGUGAACUGUUGUUCCCCAGAUCUGGUGGAGCCAGUUCUGGACUCGGCCAAAACCAAACUGAAGCCGGAGCUGAGCUGGGUGGUCUAUCCCAACAGCGGAGAGCAGUGGGACACACACAAGGGGUGGCUGGCUCAAGAGAAGAAAACAGGAUCACUUUCUCAAUUCUGUGAAAUCUGGAGGAGGCAAGGCGCAGGGUUAAUCGGAGGCUGCUGCCGCGUCGGGCCAGAGGAAAUCGCAAAGUUACACCAAAUAUUAAAACAGAAACCUUCAGACAAACAGAGCUAG
Knipowitschia caucasica is the source of this 882-nucleotide messenger RNA. The record is from the annotation of a GenBank genome assembly. NCBI's taxonomy places the organism in Eukaryota, Metazoa, Chordata, Actinopteri, Gobiiformes, Gobiidae.